Messenger RNA from Drosophila albomicans, 4933 nucleotides. RefSeq lists its product as uncharacterized. Lineage: Eukaryota; Metazoa; Arthropoda; Insecta; Diptera; Drosophilidae. Gene Ontology annotation, molecular function: protein binding. The coding region runs from base 743 to 4624 and encodes 1293 amino acids. The record is from RefSeq and is a predicted model, not a curated record. The transcript has 12 exons.
GUACACGAAUGGCGUACAAACUGUUUGGACGUGUUUGCUGCUCGCUGGCGACGUCGCGGCUUCGAGUUCGAGUUCGCAUUUCAAUUCUGAGCGCAGCGUUGUAAAUAUUGAAAGCGGCGCUCGCGAAUCAAAUUAUUUCAGUGUAUGUGUGUGUCUGUUGUGUGCACGCGCAAAGCAACAAACACAAACCGCAAAUACAAAUAAAAAACGAAAGAAAUGCUAAAUAAAUAACAACAACAAUUGCACACAAAAAAUUAUGUGAAAAGCAACAGUGAAAUACUCGUAAUUUGUUGAUUUAAGCGGCGUCAAAGCUGAAGCUGAAUGUCGUCGACGUCGACGUCGUCGUCGCCUAUGUGUGCGUGAGCGAGUGUGUUGUUGUGUGAGUGUGCAAAAAAAGUACAAAUUAAAAAAAAAAUUGAUAGGCUGAGCCAAGCGAAAUACAAACAUAAAGCGGAAAUGCAAAAAAUACAACAAAGCUACAAAGGUCAAAAAGGGAGAAAAGUCAACAAACAAUGAAACGUCGGUGUGUGUGCAUCAAAUGCAAGUGGCAUUAACAAAAUGCACCUAAAAAGAACAACAAUAAUAAAAAAUACCAACGUAAAUUUUGAAGACAAGGAGACUAGGAGGAGAAAAGGAAUUCCAGAAAACUAAAAAUUUGAUAAAUUGAGAGCAAACGAGACGAAUUGCGAUUGCGUUUGGGCAAUUGGCAAACACCAACGGAGAAAAAAAACGCGAGAUUGCAAUGUUUUUGUUUUACAAUCGAAGCAUUUUUGUCAUUAUUAUAAUUGAAAUCCUGCUGCUGCUGCUGAGCGAUGACAAUGGACAACCAACGCUGACCAAGUUGCCGACAACAGUUGCUGCCGCCACACAACCGAAAAACUCAACACUACAGAAGCCAUAUCUACAGAUUUUGAAGCACAACUAUACAAGACUGACCAUCACCAAUCCACACUCAAUCAGUUUUCUCAACUGCACUCCCGUGAUUACCAACUAUGAUUACUAUCAAGAAGGAGCUUCCGUCUACUGCAGCUGGUAUCGGAACGAUGAGGCCAUCGAGCACUUGUCAAUACGCAAAAAUGAGUUCUUCAUUUUUGCGAAUGGCACGUUACGUUUGCCGCCCACCGAGCGAGCAAGCGGCGUUUAUCAUUGCCAAAUUGAGGCCGAUUACACGAAAGUCAUAUCCGAAAGCAUCACCGUCGAGUAUCCUGUACUCAAACGUUUAAUUGGUGGUCCACAGCAGAGCAGCAACAUCAGCGCCAUUGAGCAUCUGCCCCUUGUGUUAAACUGUCCAUUUUUCAGUGUGCCAGCUGCUCGCUUCAGCUGGUACUUUGGCAACGAAUCCCUGGCGAAUGACAGCAGCGCCAUCAUCUUAUCCAAUGGCACUCUUGUGCUGCGACAAUUGCGUCCGGAACAGGCUGGCAAAUACAAAUGCGUUGCCCAGAACCGAUAUGCCAGUCGAAAUCAUCGACAGUUCGUGUGGUUGGUGCGCGUCGAACCAAAUGCUGAUGGCAGUCUAAUGGUAGCUGGCAGCGAGACGCGACUGCUGCCUGCCUUUCAGAAUGCCACACUCUAUGUGCCCACGGGUGGCACAUUGAUGCUCCAGUGUCGCGCCGUUGCCGAUUAUGUGCCCAUCGACUGGUGGCUCCAGCAUCCAAAUAACACACUCACCCAGUUGCGCAACAACAGCGUCGCACUCGAGGUGAGCGAUGUGAGGAUGGAACGCCACGAGGGCUUUUACAUCUGCACGACGCCGACGGACAGACAAACGUUUCGGGUGAUUGUGACGAGUCCGCCGCGUAUAGUCAGCACAUUGCCGGUGGAGGUGGGCUACAUUAGCCUGUCGACAACGUUGACCUGCAGUGCUGUGGGCAAUCCGACGCCCACGCUCAGCUGGUAUCACAAUGGAGCGCUGCUCAAUAGUUCCUACACACGCUACAUUAGCGGCAAUGAGCUGCACAUCCACUCGUUCGAUCCCGAGGAGGAGGGCAUUUAUCAGUGCUUUGCGCGUAAUGUGGCCGGCGAGGAUUCGGUUACCGGAGAGGUGCGUUUCAAGCGACAGCCGGAGAAUCCGAAUCCCUUGCAGAACAUACGCUGUUAUCCGCACAGUUUUCACACCAUUAACGUGACUUUUGACAGUCGAACCAUGGAGGCCAUGUUCGUGGUGCACAUUGUUCGCAGUAAUCCGCAUCAAUGGAGCUCAUUUGCGCCCAUGAAACUCAAUCACACCUCGUUCGUGGUGAUCUCCACCGGGCUGCCUGUCUAUCGUCCCUUUGCGCUGAUCACACGCUUUCUCACGCCCACCUCGGAGGUGCGCUCGGGCACCAUUGUGCCCCAACAGAUGAUACUCAGUUCGCUGCGUAGUCCAGCUGUUGUCUGCUGCACCCAAGGCUUGUUGCUGCGUCUGGUGCAUUUGGGCAACGACACUUUUGUGAAGUGGUCACAGGCCGAGUUGGAUAACAAAAAGUACUUCAUACUACAGUUCUCUGUCAAUCACACGCAUCCACAUCCCGCCCAGCUGCUGGACGGACCGCUGCAUGGCACUGUGACACCAGUGGAGGAGAAAGCGGACGAGGUGCGAAGGCAUCUAACCAUUAUACGUCCACUCAAUCAGUCGGCGGCUGCCACAGUUAUGCGCAAUGCUGAAUACGAAGUGCUGGACAACGAGGUCGACGAUGUCACUCUGGAGAUGGAGGAGGACAUCUUCAGUUUGGUGGUGGAUGCCAGUGUAACGGGUGUGCUGUUGCAGCAUUUUAGUCGCAUCAAAAUGCGUGUUCUCAUCAUUACCAGCGAGAAUGAGUUCCUCGCGCAGGACUUUCGCUACGUACAGUGGAAGAUUAUUGAAAAUGGCACCUCGGAUCAGUCGAAUAUGUCUUUUCGCUUGAUUACUGUCGAGUCGCGUAUGUUGGCUUUUCAAUUUCUUGAUAGUCUGAAUGAUACUUGUGUCUAUGAGUGUCAUUUGCACAUACAGUUGCCGCUGAAGAAACAGGAGCCCAAGUGCAAGGAGCGCACCAUUGUCAACUCGAUGCUGUUGGUCAGCGGCUUGAGCGCCAAUGAGAGCUACAAUUUUCACUUUUACAACUGCAAGCCGCAGAUUUUUUACGGCGAAAUGGAUGUCAAAACGCUGCCAGAUCCUCCUGGCACCAUCAGCAACUCGCGUGUGGUCAAGGACAAUGGACUGAAGCUGCUUUGGGAGCCGCCUGUGCAUCCCAAUGGUCGUGUGCAUCACUACAGCAUCGAGUGGACGUUGGGCAAUGUUACACACGAAGCUGUGGUCUAUGAAUGUCGCACUUGCUCCUAUAAAUUUCCCAAUGUUUCGGAGUCGGAUAAAAUGCACGUCACGGUGCGCGUUGUAGGCGAAACGGGAGUUGGCGCACCGCUCUACUUUGAUCUGAUGAAUCAUCGCGUUACGACGGAAGAUCGACACAACUCGAAUCAUGAAGUCUACAGCGGCAUUGCCAUUGGCUCGCUGUUGUCCACUGUCUGUGUGUUUGGCUUUGCGCUCUUCAUCAUCUUUCAGCGGCGUCGGUUUAAGGCACGCGCUCAAGGUCCCAUCCAUCUGACCACGCCCACAGACAUCACCUUUGGUAAUCUAAGCAGCGCCUCUGGCAUGCCAGGCGACAGCGCUGGUGGGUUGAGUGGCAGCACCUUGCAGCAGGAUUGCCACGAGAUGCAAACGCUGAUACCACGUUCGCGUUAUCACAUCGAAUUGCUGCCCGAGCACACGCUCGAGUAUCAAACGAGUUCGGCGGCUGCUGCGACGUUACCCAAUGGCCACAGCAAUGGACCGAUUGUGCGACGCGGCGAACAGGAGCUGGAGCUCAGCAUUGCGGGCGUGCAUAAUCUGUCGCAGUUGCCGCUGUGUGCGAAUUCGCCGGAGCGCAAAGAGGAGGCGAAAGCCUUCUAUAUACCCUAUCGUCAUACGCCGCCCAAUGCUGUCGCUUUGCAGGCGGGCAACAGCUGCGCCAGCAAUGGCAGCGGCAGCAACUCCAAUCACGCCAAUCACAAGCAACACAACAGUUCCUCAAUGAACGGCGGCGGCGAUGGCAGCCUGGAGUUGGCCAUGCCACCAAAUUCGCUGCCUUUGGUCUCCACAAUGCCCGGACUGGGUGGCAAUGUGUCGGCAGCGCGUCGCAGUGGCAGCCUGAGCAGCAGCAGCGCCAGCAGCAGCAGUGGUGGCAAUGGCGGUGGCAGCAGCAGCAAAAAGCAAUUUCAUACAAAUUUCACACGACACUCGAACUCCAACGAUGGCAUUUGUUUGCUGGCCGAGGAGGAAUCGGCGGCCACUUUGACGCCAACGUCGGAGCAUGAGUAUGCGUGUGUUAGCAUAACGAAUGGUUUCAAGUUGCCCGCCGAACUCACUAGGAAUAACCAUUACAACAGCAACAAUAACAACAGCGGCAGCAGCAGCAACAGUCAGCAAAAGCCAAUUGCUGUGCAGCUCAAGGAUCGUCAGCAGCAGCAGCAUCAUCAGCAGCAGAAGCAGCAUCCAAAUGCAUCCAUAGUUCCUGCCAACGGGCCACAGUCCGUUAACAAUGUUAAGGCGACGAGAGCAAUGGCCAAACAAAGUUGGCCAGCAGCGCCAUCGGCGUUGCAGCGUCGUGCUCAAGUCGAUCCCAAUGGCUGAGUGGCGGCGGUUGCUGCAGCCAUUGUUGUCGUCGCCUCGCCAAGCAAAAGUAUUCUCUGAGAAGCUACUAUUACACACUAUACACUAUACACACACACACACACACAUACACGUACACGUACACACACAUUCGCAGCUUGAAACAUUCCAAAACACAAUUGAUUGAUUGAUUGAUAGAUUUGAUAGUUUGAUUGAUUGUGGUUUUAGAAUGCAUUUUAUAAAUGCAUUGCACUUCAAUCGAAUGAAGUACGAACUACGAGAAUAGGCAGCAUAUUUAUACACAUACAUAUAUAUUACAUAUACAUAUAU